Prorocentrum cordatum is the source of this 1005-nucleotide messenger RNA. NCBI's taxonomy places the organism in Eukaryota, Dinophyceae, Prorocentrales, Prorocentraceae. The record is from the annotation of a GenBank genome assembly.
AUGGUUGCCACGGGGCUUUUCACCCACGAAGACGAAACGUCCCGUGUCAUGGACGAGCUGGUCUCGAUCCGAUACACGGCGUCUCAACUGCGAUUCGCUUUCGUCGUCCUCCUCGAGCUGGGCGCCAAACCCCGUACUCUGCACGACAAGUACGAGGCACAUUUGAUGAAAUACUUUCUCGACAGAGGCUCAUUUUUUUGCCACGGGAAAGCUGGUUGCGGAAAAUCCACGCUCGCCGAGUACAUCUCCUACUACGUGCGCUCCUUCAACAAAGGCUGCGUCAAUGUGGCCUCUACGGGCAUAGCAGCCCUCAACUUGCCAGAUGGAGCCACCGCGCAUUCCACCUUCAAGAUCCCGAUAGAGGACGCAGAGCACCUUACCUGCCGCUUGGGCCACUCCUCUGCGGACGCCCUUACCAUCGCAGCCGCCGCAGUCAUCCAAUGGGAUGAGUGGCCGUCUUGCAAGCGCGCUGCUUGGGACGCGGUCCUCGACUACCUCGCGGCGCUGCAGCGCGCCCACCCCGACGUCUACGUCCCAAAAGUAAUCAUCACAUACGGGGACUUCCGACAGAUACCACCUGUUCUCAAGCGCGCAUCGAGACAGGACAUCCGCGCCGCGAGCGUCACGACGUCGCCUUCGUGGCCGCCCUUCCGCACUUGGCAACUCCGCACCGCGCGCCGGCAAAUCCACGACGCAGACUACGCUUCGUGGAUCGAACGCAUCAGCCAGGGCGACCUUCCGCACACGCACUCCAUCGAUGGCGAGCCGGGCUACGUCGAGCUGGACCGCUGCUCCGUCAUCCACACCAUGGACAACGCCAUCAGCUAUUGCUUCACCCGCGUCAACGACCCCGCCGAGCGCGCCCGCCGGAAGAUUCUGACAGCAACAAACGAGGCGAGAAAUUGUUUCAACGACCGUAUCCUGGACACUCUGACGCAGACGCACUUGCUGCGCCAAUUCGUUACCCGAAGCUCGGACGCCAUAGAGUACGACUCCAACGGCGAC